CUCAGAGCUAAAUGAGGCGGCUAGUAACAUGCAGGUAAAGUAGCGACUGCUUCAACUUCCUUGUAAUAUCAUAGCUUCGCAGCAUUCGCAUACCUACAUUCAUUUCCACCCAUUUCUGUGCAAUAACACGACAACAUCACAAUGCCAACCCAGUGGGAAGCAAUCGCUCAGAGAGCUCGACAAAAAGUCGUAGACGAUAUACCAACAGAAUGGAAGAUCCCUCAGGACCAGUUGCCUGGCGAUGAUGUGACUGAUGUUACUGGUAUACCUGCCACGUGUGGCAUUCUGGACCAGCAGGAAUUGGCCAUCACCGACUCACUGGCGACUGAGAUUGUUGCAAAGAUCGCACAAGGAUCAUGGAAAGCAGAGGACGUGACCAGAGCAUUUUGUAAACGGGCGGCCAUUGCUCAUCAAUUGACGAAUUGCCUUACUGUCAUCAUGUUCAACGAUGCUCUACAGCGCGCAAAAGAGCUCGAUGCAGAGUACCAGAAGACUGGAAAGGUGACAGGACCUUUGCAUGGAUUGCCAGUCUCCAUCAAGGACAAUUUCAACAUCAAAGGCUACCCAUCCUCUGUCGGCUUUUGUAGCUGGGCUGAAGAGCCAAUGCAACAGGAUAGCACGAUCAUCACCACUCUGAAGUCCCUCGGCGCGGUUCCAUAUGUGAAGACCAAUGUACCAACUGCCAUGAUGAUUGCCGAAACUGUCAACAACUGCUACGAUCGCACAGUAAACCCUCGAAAUCGUAAGACUACAUCAGGAGGUUCGAGCGGUGGAGAGUCUGCACUUUUGGCUAUGAAUGGGUCGGCUUUGGGUGUUGGAACAGACAUAGGAGGAUCAUUGCGCAUUCCUGCAGCUUGCACAGGCACUUUCACACUCAAGCCAUCGUUAGGACGAUUUCCGCAUUUUGAUGCGAGAUCUGGUUUAGCUGGGCAAGAAGCCGUUGCAAGUGUGCAUGGUCCCAUGGCAAGAAGUUUGGCAGAUCUUCGUCUGUACGCUGAGACUGUCGUUGGCACGCAGCCGUGGACGAAAGAUCCAAAGUGCAUUGAAAUUCCUUGGAGACAAGUUGAAAUCAAAGCGAAGCCAAAGAUCGCAGUACUUUGGGAUAACGGCUUGGUCAGACCGACGCCGCCAGUAACACGAGCGUUGAAGGAGGUUUCCGAGAAGCUCAAAGCGAAGGGCUACGAGGUCAUUGACUGGACAGCUGAGGAUCAUCCCGAAGCAGUCGAGCUGCUGGGCAGAUUCUUCGUUGCUGAUGGCGGCAAGUCCGUAGAGAAAAUCCUCGAAACAGUCGGAGAGCCCGUCAGACCUGAAAUGGAACCCUACAAACAAGCACAAGAAAUCGGAACGUACGACCUCUGGCAACUUCAGAAACAAAGAACAGCACUCGCAAAGCGUUAUCUGGAUCGAUGGAAUGCCGUUGGAGGAUUGGAUGCUAUUCUUGGUCCCACGACACCGUACGCUUCGCCAAAGAAUGGUCAGUUCAGACAUGUUGGUUACACUGGCGUUUUCAAUAUUCUGGAUUAUAGUGCGGUGUCUUUCCCUACCGGUGUAACAGUGGACAAGUCCAAAGAUCUGGCAGACACUAGUGUCCAGGCCCAUAACGAUAUUGAUGCUCAGACGCAGCGAGAGUACGAUCCUGAGGUAUCGCAUGGCUUGCCAGUGAGCUUGCAAUUGACUGGUCAGCGAUUGCAGGAGGAGAAGAUAUUGGCCAUUGCUGAGAAGGUCCUGAGUGACCUGCAGUCAUAGUCUUGGACACUGCAUGGCCGAUAGGGCAGCAGGUGCAGUCGUCUCAUAGCCUGAGAUGGCGACCCAGGCAGAUGGUCAGCCAGACAAUUGCCAAUUGCGUUGCGGAUAAAGAAGAGACGCAAGUCUACAAAGAAAAAGGUGC
Molecule: messenger RNA, 1888 nt
Organism: Cercospora beticola
Lineage: Eukaryota; Fungi; Ascomycota; Dothideomycetes; Mycosphaerellales; Mycosphaerellaceae
Source: RefSeq, a predicted model, not a curated record